Molecule: messenger RNA, 1039 nt
Organism: Xenia sp. Carnegie-2017
Lineage: Eukaryota; Metazoa; Cnidaria; Anthozoa; Malacalcyonacea; Xeniidae
Product: FGFR1 oncogene partner 2 homolog
Exons: 4
Coding region: 243-854 (203 amino acids)
Source: RefSeq, a predicted model, not a curated record
AAAAGAACAGAAAAUUAAUCUUGGCUGUUUAUAUAUUGUGAUUGCUAUGAAUACUGUAUUUGUUUUUCCUAAAUUAAAAUUGCACGCGUUGUAAAGUUUUCAUGCAGUGUCACAUCAUAUGCUUAACUUGGAAGGACUUUUGUAACUAUCGAUAAAUUUUGUCAAAGCACACUGCACGUAUGUUGGCAAUAACUAUUUAGGAUUCGAAAAGAGAAUAUAUUUUGUGUAAAACUGUUAAAGAAAUGAUGGAACAACUGCUUGUCGAUGCUAAAAGAUUGAUGUUGAAGAUGAAAGAGGAUGAUAACGCUGCAGACAUGCUGGUCACUGAAGGAACGAAUCUUCUCAACAGAAUAAAAGCCAUGAAACAGUAUAGAGAAGAUAUAACCAAACUCAAUGAACUUGCAAAGCACAGACCGAAGAGCACAUUGUUGCUGGGAAGUAAAGAGGAAAGCACAAGAAUAGCAGAACUGCAGCAAGAAAAUAUUGAUCUUCAAACAACAUUGGAGGAUCAUCAGUCAGCACUAGAACUCAUUAUGAGUAAAUACAGAGAACACAUAUUUAGUUUGGUGUCCGCCAACAGACUGGAUGCCGAAGUAUUAAAAACCAAAUUUUCGAAUAAAGAACAAUCAAAGACAGAGCAAAUCUGUGAAAUGGCCAGCGUCAUGUCAAAAGCAAUACAAAUUGACGACGCUGCCAUUCAAGAAGAAGAAGAAAGACACGCUGCUCUUGAGUUUGAAAAUCAGGGUUUACGCGAACUUCUUCACAUAAGUGGUAUUUCUCGCUCCGAAUUUGAAGAGUUUCAAAAGGAACGCGAGCGACAGCGAGGAUCAUCUACACCGACAAUGUCAGAUUAGAUUAGACUUGAAAAGCUAUUAUUUAGUUAGUCAACGGGCUGCAUAUUAGUAAUAAAAACUUCGAAAUAAUUUUUAAACGUCAACAUAAAUACAUUUGGGAAGCAUUCCAAUCUUUCAAAUAGAAUGUAAACGUACAUGGUAUGUUAUGUUUGAUAAUGCGAAAAUGCAUCGAUAUCCGGAGUGUA